AAUUAUUUAAACCAAUAAUAUCUAAUUUCGUAAUGAUAAGCAGUAGAUCUAUAAAUUCAAGAUCGGCUAAUCAUAAUUAGCGACCAUUUUUUAUUUUUAUUGAUAAACGUUCACAAAACAAUGUUUCUGUAACAAAUAAUAGCUAACUGAAUAAGCUGGGACUAAAUAUUAAAAACUAUGAUACGUGAUUUUAAUAAUAUAGCAUUGUAUUUAUCAUUAUGUGUGCUAAGAUUAUGGUGCACCACUUUACCUGGAUAUAUUCAUCCUGAUGAAUUUUUCCAAUCUCCUGAAGUUAUGGGUGGAGAUGUUUUUGGGUACGAAGUUUUCAGACCUUGGGAAUUUGAACAAAGUCCUCAAUGUAGAUCAAUAGUUAUACCAGCUUUAACUAUAGGACUUCCCUUCAAUAUUUUGAAAAUAUUAAAUGUGUGGGCAAUUAAAUUUGGAUAUGGUGAUAUAAUAAAUUCACAUUCUGUAUUUAUAACUGAAAGAUUGUCAUUUUUCUUCUUAUCAUUUGGUAUAGAUUACACUGUGUACACAAUUGCUCAACUAUUUUACCCUAACAAUGCAAUACAGUCAUUAUUAGUACUUGCAUCUUCCUAUGUUGUCCUUAUAUUUAACACACGACCUUUUUCAAAUUCCGCCGAGUUAAUUUUAUUAGCACUUUUAUUUUGUACAUAUGUGAAAGGAUCAACACCAAAAUUUCCGUUGCGACGACAACCUGGAGAUUCUUCUACUGAUAGAGAUGAAUUUCCGGUAAACCUUGCAUUCCUAUUUGGUUGUAUUGCAGCUUUUGGCUUCUUUACUAGGAUUACAUUUAUUUUAUAUGCUUUUCCUAUCGGAAUUGCUUUUCUUCACUAUAUAUUUUUAUCUGCAAGAGCACAAGGGAAAUCUUGGCAUAGCAAAUUCUCUGAACUAUUUCCAGCAUGUUUAGGAUUAGUUACUACUACAGGAAUAUGUGUAUUAGCUGAUUCUUUAUAUUUUGGCACAUUAAAAGUUACGUUUGGUGGAGUUAUUCUUAACAACGAUCAUAUAUUUGAAUUCUUGAGUAAUCCAGCAAAAUUUAUGAAAAUUGGAUGGCAUGGUAAAUUUAUUAUCACUCCAUUGAAUAAUUUUAUAUAUAAUAUAAAUUCCGAAAAUUUAUCUCAACAUGGAUUACAUCCUAGAUAUUUGCACAUUUAUAAUUUUGUAUUAUUAUUCGGCCCACUUACAUUGUUAACUAUGAAAGACCUUAAUGUUAGUGUAAAGUUUAUGAGAUGGACAGCUAAAAGGACAUAUAAAACUGUGAUUGUUUAUAGUGGAUUGUUUGGAUUUGUACUCUUAACACUUAUUCCACAUCAAGAAGCAAGAUUUUUGUUACCACUUUUACUUCCUGUUAUAAUCGUACCAUCGGAUAGGUUACAUAAGCUUCCUAUUUUAUUCUGGGCUGUUUGGGUUAUAUUUAAUUUAGUCUUCGUCGUAAUAUUUGGAGGAUUACAUCAAGCAGGAAUCGUCCCUAUAAUGCAAAAAUUACAAAAUCAGUCAUUGGGAUUUAAACAUUGUAAAAAUAUUAAUGGAUAUUUUCGUUGUGAAUUGGGAAAGAAAAUAACUAAUCCAGUAAAAAAUCAAUCUGAAAUUUUUACUACUAAUAUAAUAUUUUAUAAAACCUAUAUGCCACCACACCAUUUACUUGGUUAUCCUAAAUCAUGGAGAGGUACAAACAUUCAAGUUAAUAUUUAUGAUUUGGCUGGUUCUUCAUUAAGUAAUCUAGGAAAUCUGUUAUCUGAACAAGUGUUAUCUAAAAGUUCUCUAGUUGAUAAUAUAUGGAAAGGACAUAUAAUUUUUCAACAAAAUAAUAAAAAUUCCACUAAUUUUGAAAGAACAUUGUUAGUAACACCAUCUACAACAGAAUUAUCCCCAUUAUUUAUUGAAUCUUAUAACGAAUUUAUAUCAAUUGGAGAUCAUAAUGGUAAUAAAAAAAUGAGAUUAAAAUUAAUUGAACAGCAAUGGCCACAUAUUAAUUUUGAUCAUCUUGAUAGAAUAAUUGCUAAAGGAAUGUAUUUAAAUAUUUAUUUACUUAUUAGUUUUUCAGAUUAAUUUUAUUAAAUGUAUUAAAGUUAUAAAAUAGAAAUUUUUAUUAUUAUAAUAUUUAACUUUAAUGUAUAUAUAAAAAUAAAUAAAUGAUUAAAAAAAAAUUUGUAUAGUAGUAGUGCGUCCGAGUCCUGAAUACACUGAUUAGAAUCUCGUUGUUGAAGUUCGACGGUUCUGUUGAAUGAAGUUUGAAGUACAGAUUUCAAAUUGGCCUGUACGGAAG
Rhizophagus irregularis DAOM 181602=DAOM 197198 is the source of this 2290-nucleotide messenger RNA. RefSeq lists its product as uncharacterized. NCBI's taxonomy places the organism in Eukaryota, Fungi, Glomeromycota, Glomeromycetes, Glomerales, Glomeraceae. Gene Ontology annotation, cellular component: endoplasmic reticulum membrane. The record is from RefSeq and is a predicted model, not a curated record. Gene Ontology annotation, molecular function: alpha-1,2-mannosyltransferase activity. Gene Ontology annotation, biological process: GPI anchor biosynthetic process.